UUAUCCUGGUACGUCUUUAGUGGCGGACGACUAUAAGCGUUCGAAAAUUCGCUCUGGCUAUCUCCCAUUUCAGAGCGCAGAAUAACUGAUGAAUUUACGAACGCUCAACACCGGUUGAAUAGGGCUGGUGUCAGCAAACAAGGCAAAAAAAAAGCUUAAUUCAGUUGUUGCCAGCAGCACAGUUAUAGUCACCAACGCUCUGGAUAACAUGAAAAACGCAUAACCAGCUCUGCUAGAGCAAGUAAAAUGGCCAGAGUGCGGUGUUAUCUAUUUAUCCAGUUAAUUUGGGUGCCGUUGAGGUCAGAAGGCUCGGAUCAACCCUACUCCUCGGCCAGAGCCUCCAGCAUGCGCUCCGACAGCGAAAAGCUCUGAAUUUACUAAAGGGCAAUAUGACAGUUAAAUAAUAUACAAAUAUUCUGAUUUUACAUACGCCCUCCAGAGUGCAAUACGAACGCACCCUAUAAUGGACACUGCUGGCCUGAAGUGCAAACCUAUAGGCUAUUUCAUUUCAGAAUUGGUUACAAUUAGGUUAAGGGUUAGAUUUAGAUUUUAUUGGCUCAUUGUUUUCAGGUCAGUAGGUACCCACACUUUUCUGCGAGUGUCUCUUUUAAAAUCCUCAUCAAUCAGCAGACAAUCUUUCUACAUGAUUACCUGAUUGGUCAAUCUACACCCACGCCAAGGAAGUGCAAACAGAGCUCUUCCGGUCACUGUUUGGUUUGAAUCGAAGAAGGCUGUUUUGGUCGCGGAUACUCUUUUCAUGGCACUUCGAUACAGUGAUUUUCAUAGCAGAAUGCCAGUAAGUAGGAUAUUAGAGGCACUUUAGUCAACAAGAUGAAGAUCAAACAACGUUCAAAAACUACGCCACUGCACAAAAAAAACAUGGGGACUAAACGCCAUGGAAACGUGGGUAUAACACAAACAGAACAUGACCCACAGUCAGGUGAUGACUCCACCAGCAGAGAUGAAUCAGAUUGUACCCAAGCACUCUCAAAGAGCACCAGUUCAACUCAUUCAGAUUCUAGUCCACUCCACAAGGAUCCUGUGGUAGUGCUAACCAGGUUGGCUGAGGUGGUGGUUAAGACACUUCUGAGAGACAUUAAAGUUUGUUUGGUGAAGGAGGUGACGGAUGUCAGGAGGGAUGAAGACAACCAUGGAGGUUCUCCUCAGUUCUUUCCUUGUCCACACUGCACCAUCUCCUUUACUGACUGUUACUUCCUGGAGAACCACAUCAAGACCAAACACCAGAAGCAGUACCUGGCCAUGUUGAGAAGCCAAGUCUCAAAGAGUAAAAGAGUGUAUGGCCCCACACACCGCUGUCCCCACUGUAGCUGCAUGUUCCAUACACCACGACAGCUAGACAUUCAUAACCGCCAGGCCCACCCCUCUGCCCGUCCCCAGAAACCUGCCCCUCCCCGGAGAACUGGCCGUCCCCACAGGGUUCAGGAGAAAUUCCACACCUGCCCACAGUGCUCCCGCAGAUUCAAGUACCUGGGCAGCCUGCUGAAGCACUGCAAGAGUUUGCACAAAAUGGCCGUUGUUCUCACCAAUGGACACAUCAGUUGCGCAGACUGUGAGAAGAGCUUUGAGAAUUGCUGGGGCCUGGGGCCUCACCGGUGUCACGAACCAGAGGGCAAUAAACCUAAGGACGCUAAACAGAUGGUCAUUAAGGAAGUCGGCUUCCAAUGCUUAGAUUGUGGCAAGAUCCUCACUACACCUACGAGCCUGAACGCUCACAUGCGCAUCCACACUGGAGAAAAGCCUUAUGUCUGCAAGGAGUGUGGCAAGCGCUUCUCAGGUACAGGCGCUUACAGUUAUCACUUGUUAAUACACAAUGGGGUCAAGCCAUUCAAAUGUCAGGACUGUGGGAAGGCUUUCAAGCAGAAGUACCUCCUCAGGAAGCACAUGACUGUUCACUCUGGUGAGAGGAAGUACUCCUGCUCCCAAUGCGACAGGCAGUUUGCAUACAGGGAGAGUCUGAAGCUUCACCUGCGCACACACUCCGGGUCGAGACCUUUCAAAUGUACUGUCUGUGGUAAAGACUUUGCUGACAAAGGUUAUCUGAAGAUGCAUCUGAAGAUUCACAACAACCAGAAAAACUACCAUUGUGGGGUUUGUGGGCAGAAAUUCAUAAGGAUUGGGGUGCUGAACGUACACCUGCGCUCACACACAGGUGAGAGGCCUUACCACUGCACAGUGUGUGACAAGCAGUUUGCCCGACUCGACCACCUGAAGAACCACCAGCGCACUCACACAGGUGAGAAACCAUACACCUGUACCGAGUGCAGUAAAAGCUUCACUCAGUCUGGAGAUCUAACCAAACACAAGCGCCUCCACACUGGGGAGAGGCCAUUUGAAUGUUCUGAAUGCCACAAACGCUUUAUCUGCUCUGCUUCUCUGACCCUGCACAUGAGGACCCACACUCACCGUGACGUAAAGCCAUACUCCUGCCAAGAGUGUGGGAAAAGCUUUUAUGAACAGAGUCAUGUGAACGGCCACAUGAAAAUCCACAAGGGGAAACGUUAUUCCUGCCCCCACUGCUUUCUCAGCUUUGCGCGCAAGUCCAACCUCUCCAAACACCUGCUUAGACGUCAUAAACCUAAAUGAUAAUGAUGUAUAUUAACAUAGCACCUUUUAUGAAACUCUGUUACUCUUAUGAAUUAAAUGGAGAGUCUGAUCUCUUUUGUCAUUGAUCGAUGUGACAUCAAAUUCUAACUAAAUUUUGCCCCAGGUUUAUGAUAACGCUGCAAUGUUUUAACAAUCCUCCAGUUGGGUCACAGUGAGCUCCAUGUAUUGGGACAGUGACACGUUUUGUUUCUCCUGCAGCACUUUGGAUUUGAAAUUAUACAACGACUGAGGUUAAAGUGCAGACUCCGCUUUAAUUUGAGGGUAUUUUCAUCCAUAUCGGGUGAACCGCUCAGAAAGAACAGGAUUUUUUGUACAUAUUCCCCCCCAUUUUUAAGGGAAUGGUUACAUUAUUUGGUCCCAUAUUCCCAGCAUGCAAUGCUUACAUUAAGCUUGACUGGAUACGUUUGCUGUUUGUUUUGGUUGUGUGUCAGGGUAUUUUGUGCUCAAUAGAAGUUAAUGGUAAAUAUUGUAUUGUCACUUUUAUUAUAAAUUAGAAUAGUGUAUGUCUUCUAUAUUAGUGGCUACCAUGAUUACGGAUAAAACUGAAUGAAUUGUGAUUAAUGAGUGAAAGUUAGAGGCAUAAAUAUCAAACCCCUUCAAAAUGCUAACCUCCCCUGUUAUUGUAAUGGUAAGAUGUUAGCAUGUCUUGAGGGCAUGAUACUUGUGCGUCUGUACUCUAGCUUUCUCACUCAUUAUUCAGGACUAUCCGUAAUCAUUGUAGCAUCCAACAAGUUUGUAGAGUAACAACCUUGUUGUAAUCAAUAUGUGCUAGGACAAUGGGACCAAAUACUAUACUUUUGACUACUUUUACCGCACAAGGAAUUUGUACCAAUUCUUUAAGCCCCCCCCCAUUUUAGGGGAUUAUGUUCAAGAAGUGUAUUUUCUAAACUGUUCAUAUGGAUAAAAAUACUAAUUAAAGCUGACGGUCUACACUUUAACCUAAUAAUCAUUGUAUCAUUUCAAAUACAACGUCUGGAGGUACAGAGCCAAAAGAACAAAACAUAAUUCACUGUCCCAAUACUUUUGGAGCUCUUUUGUUAAUAUUAUUGCUCUUUUGUUUUAUGGAUGUUUGCGUUUAACCAGUUCAAUGUAAGCUACAUAAUCCCCAAAAGUAGUUAUCAUGAGGGCCAUAAAUGAUAACUAGUAAUGUUGAGGAUACUAGCUCAAGUACACACAGUACAAAUGAUACAAUUCUAUUUGACAAAAUUGAAUGAAUAGAGCUUUGAAGUGUUUAUUCUUUCUAAAUAUUGCUUAAAUUAUAAAAUGACACUAAUAUCAUCUUCCUUAACUUUAAAUUACAUAUUUGUUUAGUGUUAGAGAACUCCUAUUUUCUGGAUGUUUCUCUUGUUCACAAUGUCUGACCCCCAUCGCUGUAAACAUCUCAGAGCUCUAGCUUGACUAUAUUAACUUUUUAGGAACACUCCUUUCAUCCUUAAUCAAUCUCUGAAUGUGCUACUGUAAUGAAACCACUCUCCUGCUGCGCUAUGAUGUAAGGAUUGCAGGCAUGUGCUUUGUCAGUAGAUGUGAUAUAGGGUUCAGCCAGGAGUUGGACAGUUGGAAGAGUGAUUGAAAUGGUAGAAGGGACAUCCCAGCUUCAAGUGGUGUUAGAUUUCACAUCCUACAUCACGCAGGGUCGGAACUGGUACCAGAACCACACAGGUCCCCCAAACAAGGGACCUUAUGUCUAAGAGGUUAUAAACACACACAAAAAAAUGUUUUAUUUGCUCUGUAUAAAAAUGAAGAACGUAUGUACAGAAGAUGGUUUCAUGAAUGAUUGACCUGGUGAUCAGUAGGCGAUAAUAAAUUCUGAAAGAUUA
Oncorhynchus nerka (sockeye salmon) is the source of this 4442-nucleotide messenger RNA. RefSeq names its product gastrula zinc finger protein XlCGF57.1-like. NCBI's taxonomy places the organism in Eukaryota, Metazoa, Chordata, Actinopteri, Salmoniformes, Salmonidae. Gene Ontology annotation, cellular component: nucleus. The record is from RefSeq and is a predicted model, not a curated record. The transcript has 5 exons. Gene Ontology annotation, molecular function: DNA-binding transcription factor activity, RNA polymerase II-specific; RNA polymerase II cis-regulatory region sequence-specific DNA binding. Gene Ontology annotation, biological process: regulation of transcription by RNA polymerase II. Bases 832 to 2604 code for a protein of 590 amino acids.